AUGGCCAGUGUGGAUGGCGUCUCAUCUUCUCCAGCCAAGAUUCUGUCCACGGCGGACGCCACGGAAUCAUCACAACCGAGCGUCUUCAGGCUCACGCCCGAGAUUUUGACCGCGAUUGCGCGUCAGCUAGCUCAAGACUCCAGCGGCAGCACUUCCCUCCACGAGCUCACUCGACUGCUCGUCACCUGUCGACUCUGGAAUAAGAUUGUCGGGCCGCUCCUGCACGGCCUGGCCGUUCGUUCCGACCUAGUCGUCCAUCAUGAGUUGAAGCGCUUGAACCCGUCGCCGCCUCGCCAUUCGUUUGACGCAGUGCAGCACUCUCGUCUCGACCUGUAA
Messenger RNA from Colletotrichum graminicola M1.001, 336 nucleotides. RefSeq lists its product as uncharacterized. The record is from RefSeq and is a predicted model, not a curated record. NCBI's taxonomy places the organism in Eukaryota, Fungi, Ascomycota, Sordariomycetes, Glomerellales, Glomerellaceae. The coding region runs from base 1 to 336 and encodes 111 amino acids. The transcript has a single exon.